AUGGCGCCCACGCUCUGUUUCAACUGCCAGGCCGCGCGCGCCAUCAUAAUCCGGCCCAAGAACCGACACAAGUUAUGCAAGGCAUGUUUUCUCGAAAUCUUCGAAACCGAAAUCCACGAAACCAUCAUCUCCACCUCGCUCUUCAAGCGGGGGGAACAAGUCGCCAUCGGCGCCAGUGGCGGCAAGGACAGUACCGUGCUGGCCUCGGUUCUGAAGACGUUGAACGAGCGAUAUGACUAUGGGCUAGACCUGAUUCUGCUCUCUAUCGAUGAGGGCAUCAAGGGCUAUCGAAAUGACAGUUUGGAGACCGUCAAGCGCAAUGCGGUGCAGUACGAGAUGCCGCUUGAGAUUGUCGGGUAUGAUGAGCUGUACGGCUGGACGAUGGAUCAGGUUGUUGCUCAGGUGGGCAAGAAGGGGAAUUGUACCUACUGCGGCGUGUUUCGCAGACAGGCUCUGGACCGCGGCGCUGCGAGGCUGGGUAUCAGGCAUAUUGUUACGGGCCACAAUGCGGACGAUGUUGCAGAGACAGUGAUGAUGAAUUUGUUGCGAGGGGAUUUACCGCGUUUGUCUCGAGGGACGAGUAUUGUCACUGAUCAAGCGAGCGUGGACAUGAAGCGUAGCAAGCCUCUGAAAUAUGCGUACGAGAAGGAGAUUGUGCUCUACGCGCACCAUAAGAAAUUGGAUUACUUCAGUACGGAAUGCAUCUACUCACCCGAGGCAUUUCGUGGCAGCGCUCGAACACUCAUCAAGGAUCUCGAAAAGAUCCGCCCGAGUUCUAUACUUGAUAUUGUGCGGAGCGGUGAGGAUAUGGCAUCAAUGGUGCCUCCUGAGGUCAGCAACAGCGGGAGAGCCGCUGCUGCUGCUGCUGCCGCCGCCGAUGCAGAGGAUUUCUCGACUGGUGGGUGCGGCAGCAAUAAUGGCCGGUCAAGUGGCGGCGAAAUGGCCGCGAUGGAGAAGCAAUUAGCAGCAAACGAGGCAGCACAAGAAGACGAGAUAGAAAUCACCUUGCCAAAGUCGCAGUCUGCGUCUUCUGUCGCGCCGGCAUCGAAGGAGGCCAACAGCAAGAAAAAGCAAAUCCAGUUUCAAGUCAAGGGGAAGCCGGUGCGGGCUCAGGUUAUAGGGAAAUGUGAACGAUGUGGGUACAUCUCGAGUCAGAAGGUUUGCAAGGCUUGCAUGUUGCUGGAUGGUCUGAACAGGAAUAGACCCAAGACAACUAUCGAGGUUGGAUACGAGGAUGAAGAGAGUAGCUCGACGCUGAUGCGGCAGAUGGAGAGCGUUCAAUUGACCUCAGGUUGA
Molecule: messenger RNA, 1296 nt
Organism: Talaromyces atroroseus
Lineage: Eukaryota; Fungi; Ascomycota; Eurotiomycetes; Eurotiales; Trichocomaceae
Product: Cytoplasmic tRNA 2-thiolation protein 1
Exons: 1
Coding region: 1-1296 (431 amino acids)
Biological process (GO): tRNA wobble position uridine thiolation
Cellular component (GO): cytosolic tRNA wobble base thiouridylase complex; mitochondrion
Molecular function (GO): tRNA binding
Source: RefSeq, a predicted model, not a curated record